CUGCUAUUUUUCCUGAAAGUUUAAUGAUUUGGGAUUAUAGAUAUCAGUUUUAACAGGAUUUGAUAAAAACACUCUUCUUCUGAACCUAGAAAGGAACUUCUCAACAAAAUGCACAGAGGGAACUAAAAACUGACUGUUGCGGUUCAAAGAUCAUAGAGAGUUAAGCUGUGAUAAAAAAUACAGGAAGUGGACUGCAGGAAGAAAGAAGGACUGUAGAAAGAGUGUGCUGUAAAUGGGUAAUAGAGCAGUGUUGUGGCGAGUACAGACAGACUGGAGUUGUUCUGCCAGGAUGAUGAUAAGUUUGUGCCCUGUGCGUUCCCAAAGAUUCCUGUCACAGUUUUGUAUUCCUGCAUGAAACUAGUCAGCAUGUAUAAGGAAGAUGCUUCUAAUUUGAAACAGUGCAUUACAUGAACAUUUAAGGAGCAAAAGUGCGUCCGUCAACUUAAAAGGAGCAGAAAUUCUGAAAAAGAUGGAAGAAAAUAUUGAAUGUUAUGGACAGCCACUCAGGAGUCCCUGAUAAUAGCUUAGAGCUCAAGAAAGAGGUACAAGUUCUGGAAGAGAUGGAAGAAAACGCUGACUAUCUUAAAAAAUAUGUGACAGACUGUCAGGCAGUAGUGUUGGAUAUGUCAGAGCCAGUAAAAGAGGAAGCUAUUAAUUUUCUAACAGUUCCAGUAACCUUUGAGGAUGUUGCCGUCAUUUUCUCGGACGAGGAGUGGAAAUUAUUAAGAAAAGAAGACAAGGAACUUUACAGGGAAGUGAUGGUACAGAACUAUGAAAGCUUGAUUUCAGCAGGAUACAAAAUACCCCCAGAGAAAUUAAUAAUACUGCUUAAGGAAGAGUCUGAUGAACUAUCAGUGGAUGAUGCGAAGGUAAAAGUGGAUGUGAGAAAUGCAGCGGAGCAGGAGGAUGUGAAGCACAGCAGUGUCAGAAGCAGAGACUGCCAUAUGAGUGUCCGUCAUCGGGCAUCACAAUUGACACCCCUGUCAUGUCGUCCAUCAGUGAACCCCCAGCAUGGUGCUUGGUCAGGGAAGGGCUAUGGCAAGCUUCAUCUCACUCCUGUAUCAAAGCUUCAUUCAGGAGAUACCUGCAGCCAGCGGUCUGAAUGUGACAAUGAAUCGCCUCAGUUACAACAUUCAACAAAGAACCUGCAGCAAUGUGAUCAGAUUGGGAAUGGGCAGGGCAAGUUUUAUGUCAGUCUUUUAUCAAGACGUAACUGCAGCAAGACCUUUGAAGGUGACGCAAGUUGUGUUGUUAAGCAAAGUCCAGCACAUCAGAUAUCUAACAAAGAGAAACCAUAUAAAUGUCCUGAAUGCAGUAAGUGCUUUUCAAGUAGCAGUAGUCUGCUGCGCCAUCAAGUCAUACACACAGGAGCAAAACCGUAUCAAUGUUCUGAGUGCAGUAAGUCUUUUUCACACCGUAGUAGUCUGGUGUACCAUCAGGCUAUUCACAGUAGCGAGAAACCAUAUAAAUGUGAAGAGUGUGGUAAGUGUUUUAUAUGUAGCAGCAGUUUGAUGCGUCAUCAAACCACACACACGGGUGCAAAACCAUAUAAAUGUUCUGAAUGCAGUAAGUGUUUUUCUCAGAGAGGUAAUAUGCUAUGCCAUCAGGCUAGUCACUCAGGGGAGAAAUCAUAUAGGUGCCCUGAAUGCAAUAAGGGCUUUUCGUGUAGCAGUACGCUGUUGCGCCAUCAAGUCAUUCACACAAGGGCAAAUCCGUAUAAAUGUACUGAGUGCAGUAAGUCUUAUUCAUGUCGUAGUAGUCUGUUGUACCACCAGACUAUGCACAGUGGACAGAAACCGUAUAAAUGUGCAGAGUGUAGUAAGUGUUUUACAUGUGUCAGCAGUCUGAUGCGCCAUCAGACCACUCACACGGGUGCAAAACCAUAUAAAUGUACUGAAUGCAGCAAGUGUUUUGCUCGUGAAGAUUACCUUAGAGCUCAUCAUCGAGUUCACGCAAAGGAUAAACCAAAAGACUUGGAGAAAUUAAAAAAAAAGGAUAAACCAUAUAAAUGUCCUGAAUGCAGUAAAUGUUUUUCUCAGAGAGCUAAUAUGCUAUGCCAUCAGGCCAGUCACUCAGAGGAGACGUCAUAUAGGUGCCCUGAAUGCAAUAAGCGCUUUUCAUGUAGUAGUACUCUGUUUCGCCAUCAAGUCAUUCACACAAGGGCAAGUCCAUAUAAGUGUAUUGAGUGCAAUAAGUCUUAUUCAUGCCAUACUAGUCUGGUAUACCAUCAGGCUAUGCACAGUGGAGAGAAACCGUAUAAAUGUGCAGAGUGUAGUAAGUGUUUUACAUGUGUCCGCAGUCUGAUGCGCCAUCAGACCACUCACACGGGUGCAAAACCAUUUAAAUGUACUGAAUGUAGUAAGUGUUUUGGGCGUGAAGAUCACCUUAGAGUUCAUCAUCGAGUUCACGCAAAGGAUAAACCAAAAGACUUGGAGAAAUUGAAAAAGAAUGUCUUAGAAGAUAUGCAGAUAAUGUAAAGGAAAAGUACAAAUUCAACGCUUUAUUGAUUACCUAAAAAUGUUUUAUAGAUAAUUGGGAAAUAAAGCAAAAGGAAUUGAAACACCCCCAAAAAGGAAGAAAUAGAUACAUUAU
This is a messenger RNA of Protopterus annectens (West African lungfish), 2592 nucleotides long. Its product is annotated as zinc finger protein 436-like. The record is from RefSeq and is a predicted model, not a curated record. Lineage: Eukaryota; Metazoa; Chordata; Ceratodontiformes; Protopteridae. Gene Ontology annotation, biological process: negative regulation of transcription by RNA polymerase II. Gene Ontology annotation, molecular function: DNA-binding transcription repressor activity, RNA polymerase II-specific. Bases 492 to 2477 code for a protein of 661 amino acids. The transcript has 5 exons.